Molecule: messenger RNA, 405 nt
Organism: Cynara cardunculus var. scolymus (artichoke)
Lineage: Eukaryota; Viridiplantae; Streptophyta; Magnoliopsida; Asterales; Asteraceae
Product: histone H3.3-like
Exons: 1
Coding region: 1-405 (134 amino acids)
Cellular component (GO): nucleosome
Molecular function (GO): structural constituent of chromatin; protein heterodimerization activity; DNA binding
Source: RefSeq, a predicted model, not a curated record
AUGGCUCGAACAAAGCAAAUGGUUCGUAAAUCUAUGGGUGGAAAGUUGCCAUCAGAGAUAAUACGUAGGGCAGCCUUUAUAACUCCCACAAUCGGAGGAGUAAAGAGGCGACACAGAUUUAGGCCUGGGACAGUGGCUCUGAGGGAAAUUCGCAUGUACCAGAAGAAUACUGGAUUCUUGAUUCAGAAAUUACCAUUUCAGAGGCUUGUGAAAGAGAUCGCUCAGAAUUUUAAGAUGAAUCUGAGGUUUCAGAGCAGCGCUGUGGAGAUGCUUCAGGAGGCGGCUGAGGCUUAUUUGGUAGGCUUGUUUCAGGAUACCAAUUUGUGUGCGAUUCAUGCUAAGAGGGUGACGAUUACGCCGAAGGACAUCCAGUUGGCCAGAAGGAUUAGAGGUGAGCGUGCUUAG